Molecule: messenger RNA, 1752 nt
Organism: Penicillium angulare
Lineage: Eukaryota; Fungi; Ascomycota; Eurotiomycetes; Eurotiales; Aspergillaceae
Product: C2 domain protein
Exons: 2
Coding region: 1-1752 (583 amino acids)
Biological process (GO): positive regulation of gene expression
Source: RefSeq, a predicted model, not a curated record
AUGGCCACGAAACCAGUGGACAAGUUCGGCCCUAAGUUGGUCGAAAAAGCCGACAAGAUCCAAUCUCGAAUGGCGACGAAUGAAGAUCACUCGAAGCCCGCCGGAGGAUUCGAUGCGACUCCCAUCCCCAAAGCCCCGCCGGGUUAUACCGUCAAGUUUACCUUCCACCGCGGCCAUGAUCUCCCUGUCGCAGAUUUCGGUAGUUUCUCCUCGGACCCUUAUGUCCAUGCGCAACUUCAGGUGGACCUUCCGCGACGCCAUAAACAAGAUCCUAUCAUGACCUUCCGAACCCCGACUGUGCGCAAAAACAUGAACCCAAUAUGGAAUUGUGAAUGGGUGGUCGCAAAUGUACCUGCGUCAGGAUUUCUCCUCAAGGCGUACGUGAUGGACGAAGAUCCCGCGGAUCAUGAUGAUAAACUGGGAAUCGCAUUCAUCGAAGUACCUUCAUUGUCGGAAGGGUGGGCCGGGUUCAAGGAACAGUCGUUCAAGAUCAAGAAGCGUUUUGGAAGCAAGCGAGUCUAUGUCUUUACCAACGUCUCGGCCUUCGCCACGGGUCACCACAAGGAGUCUUUCUUGAUCAUGAGUAUUGAAUGUCUAGGGAAAACACCCGGGACUGACGGCGGCCAAUUGUAUACUCUUGGUCCGAACCACUGGUUUAAACACUUCUCCCCCCUCAUCGGAAGAUUAGCGGGAGUGAAGGAUCAAAUCCAAAACCACGAUACGAAUGGCAAGCCAGUCAGUCGAUAUAAUUUUCAAGCCAUUCAAAUGCAACUCACUGGUCCUGUUCCUUCUGACCUUUAUCAUCGAUAUGUGGAAUUCAGACCAUUUGUGGCUGGCAUGUUUCAAGCGCAAAGCCUAAGGGGGCGAAUCCUACACAAGGCACUUCAUCAUCAACACCAGCGAAUUUACAACUUCGAUCGCAGUACCAUCGAUGGAACCUUUCCCGAGCCCUGUCGAGAAUUUGCCCAGAAAUUCCUCGAGUUUACUAAUUGGGGACAGAACGGACGAAUUUUCACCUAUGUGAUCACCUUGGACGGACAGUUGCGAUUCACAGAGACUGGCAAGGAAUUCGGAGUUGAUCUAUUGAGCAAACAUACAAUGCAUAGUGAUGUGUCGAUUUAUAUUGCUUACUCGGGAGAAUUUUUCGUCCGCCGGCGCAUUCAUCGUCAACGACGUUCCUCUCCUUCAUCGCGAACUGGGGAUAACGAGACUGAUAGCUUCCCGGUAGAAGAGGACGAUGAGCCUUUGGAAGAAGUUCAACAGAUCUCCACCGAACCAUCCGACUAUGAACUUUUCAUCGACAACGAUAGCGGGACCUAUCGUCCCAACGCGGAGAAGUUGCACCUUUUGAAGGAGUUCAUCGCGUCAAAUUUCCCGGGUCUCAAUGUCACGACAUUAGAUUGUCAGGCAGACGCUGAGCGUAUGGGCCAGUUAAAAAACGAGCAGCGGGAGGUAAAACAGUCACAGGGCCAGCUUAUCACAUACCUUCAGCAGAGCAGUGUCUCCUCCCUUUCCAUCUCCAGCUCGGAUGAAGACGAGCUCAAUGAACGUAGCGGGCAGAAAGCACCGCGAGGGGAUCUACAUCGGAAAGUCCACGAGAUGCGCGACGUGAAGGGUCAAAUGAUGAAAUGGGUCGAGGCUGAUGGACAUGCUAAUCGGUCUAAACACCGCCUUGUUACUCGGGAACGAGCAGCGUCGGCUGGGGAGAUUCGAUCGUCUACGGCUCCAUCCAAAGCUGAUGCUGCAACUUGA